CUGAAAACCACCCCCUAACUACAAAGCCUAGAGCAAAUGCGAAUGCCACUUCCUUUUUACAUUUUUUUUCCCCAAAUUUAAGCAUGAACAAAUCUAGAAUAAGAAGCUUUACUUUGUUUGUUCUUUGGUUCAUCGUUCUCUCGCAUCAGAUUCUAUCGGUAGUUUGUGAAAGAGCGCAGUAUGAUGAAGAGAAACCAUCUCUCUUGCAGGUAGUAUCAAGCACCAUUUCAAUGUUGAAGAAAUCUCAUAAAAGUUCUUGGGAAAAGAUCAAAACCAUCAUCCAUGACUUUCAGUUGCAGUUUACCCCUCCGAAUUUAGAUUUUAGAGGGACGGGCACAGCAACGGCUAGCGGUUCUGAUAGUGUAGGAGAGAAUAUGAAAGAAGCAGUUAAGAAAAGCAUUGGAACAAGUAAAGUAACAAUUGAAGAAACUGCCAAAUCUGCUGCAGAAAUUGCUGAUGGAGCUGUCCACAAGACUAAAGAGAAGGUGAAGGAGAUUGUCUCUGGUCAAGAAGAAUCUCACGAUGAGCUUUGAACUAAAUCCAGAAACUAUGUUAGUAUGAGCAAUUUAGUGUGUUGCUUGUAAGUCAACUUUUGUUAUAUGAACUUGCUAAUUAUUAUGCACUCUUUCUCAAUCUCUGAUGUACUUAAUUUUU
Molecule: messenger RNA, 654 nt
Organism: Theobroma umbraticum
Lineage: Eukaryota; Viridiplantae; Streptophyta; Magnoliopsida; Malvales; Malvaceae
Source: RefSeq, a predicted model, not a curated record